AUGAACGCCCAAAAUAAACCCCAAAUUAUUGAACACAUAAAUCACCCCCUUGAUAACACCGUGUAUGAUGUGAAGUGGGUUCAUGGAAAGUCCAACCUUGUAGCGGUCGGGGAAAUGUUAAAUAAAAAAGGAUAUAUAAAUAUAUAUAACUUGGACAAGGGGAAAUUUACCUGCAUUUCUAACAAUGAAACAGGCACAGGGAUUAAAACAAUAAGCCCCUUUUUCUCCUAUUCCGGCACGUAUUCUAUUGCCUGUGGCACUUUUGAUGGCAACAUACUUCUGUACGACAUUAACCAUAUGUCUAACCCAUAUUAUAGCAUAAAAAAACAUACAAAAUUGAUAAACAAAAUAGAAAGUAAGAGUUACAAAAAUAAUAAUUUAAUAUUCAGUGCAAGUAGGGAUGGAUCCGUUAAAAUUUUUGAUAUAAGAACCAAUAAUGAAGUUGUGAGUUUAGAACCACCAAAGAAUUCGCCUUAUAUCCCUGACUGCUGGUGUGUGGGUAUAGGAAACAAUUACAUAGAUGUAAAUCCAACUUGUCAAAUAGAAGAAGAAAACUUAAGUUUAUGUGCAGGAUAUGACAAUGGGGAUAUAAAAUUUUUCGACUUAAAAAUGAUGUUAAUAGAGCAUGAGGUCAACGUCAACAAUGGUGUUUGUGCAAUAAGCUAUGAUAGAAAAGAUACACGAAAGAACAAAUUAAUUUGUGCAACCUUAGAAGGAAACAUUUACGUAUUCAACAUGGAUAUUUACAGCGAAGAUUCUGGAUAUGCUUACAGCAAGGAUCAGGUAGUUUCAGGAACCUGUUGGGGCACACCAUUUUUACCUCAAAAUCGGGAUAUUUUCGCUUCCUUGGGAGGUGACGGAAAUCUGGCCCUUUACAAAUAUGUGAACCCUGAAAAAAAUUACAUUUUCGACGAGACAAAGGGAUGCAAAAGAGGUGUUGUAGGAGAACUGGAAAAAUUAAAUUUCCUCAAAGUUUCAACUCAACCCAUAAUUUCAUUCGAUUGGAACAACAAUAAAUUAGGACUUUGUGUCUUUGCAUCAUUGGAUCAAACAAUUAGGGUGUAUAUAAUAACUAAGCUAAAUUUAUUUUAA
Plasmodium gonderi is the source of this 1092-nucleotide messenger RNA. RefSeq names its product G-beta repeat protein. The record is from RefSeq and is a predicted model, not a curated record. NCBI's taxonomy places the organism in Eukaryota, Apicomplexa, Aconoidasida, Haemosporida, Plasmodiidae. Gene Ontology annotation, molecular function: ubiquitin binding. The transcript is spliced from 7 exons. The coding region runs from base 1 to 1092 and encodes 363 amino acids.